This is a messenger RNA of Grammomys surdaster, 894 nucleotides long. RefSeq names its product coiled-coil domain containing 196 (gene Ccdc196). Lineage: Eukaryota; Metazoa; Chordata; Mammalia; Rodentia; Muridae. The coding region runs from base 1 to 894 and encodes 297 amino acids. The record is from RefSeq and is a predicted model, not a curated record. The transcript is spliced from 10 exons.
AUGACAAGUGACACAAACUCUUCAGAAUCUGGCUUGUCCUCAAAAAAAAAUUCUAAAGUAUAUGACAACUACUUGAAAGAAUUGAACGAGGACUUAAAGUUAAGAAAGCAGGAGCUUCUAGAGAUGCUGAAACCUCUGGAAGAUAAGAACAAUCUCUUAUUGCAGAAGGUAAUGGCUAACUUGGAGGAAAAACAAAGGAGUCUGCAGAUCAUGAGGCAGAUCAUGGCAGGGAAAAGGUGUGAUGAAUCUUCAGUCAUGGUGCUCAUUACGGAAGCAGAGGAGAUGAAACAGAACUUGGAAAAGAAAAACGAGAUGCUUCGGAAGGAAACGGAAAUGCUAUGGAACAAGACAUUUGAGUCAGAGGAGCUCCAUGAUCAACAGAAAGCAUUACCAACCAAGUCCAAGGCAGACAUGCAGGACGGGAAGGGUCAGAAAUCCCCCGUAUCACUUUGGAAUGCCAAGAGUGAGCCAGAGACAUCAGAUGUCGACAAAGUGGGAGACAUAAGGAAGGAAAAGCAACAGAGGAAACUAAAAUGGAUCAAAUAUGAAGAACAACCCAACAUCCUUCAGAAUGGCUUUCAUGACAAAGUGAUUGAGCUGAAAAUUGAAGCUUUGAAGAACUACCAGAAGACCAAUGACUUCAAGUUAUCAAUGUACCUACAACACAAUUUUGAACCAAAGCAAGGAGCUUUGAAUCUUCUGAGGCCUCAAGGUAAAAUGGGUACUACAACUACGGAGAGAGCAACAACCAACAGAAAUGAACUCAAUAUGAGAAUCCCAGGAUCAAAGAACUGCACAGAACGACAAGGAGGAACUAGAGAAAGUCAGUAUGAUGACAUAGGACAGAGGCUCUUUUGUCUGAAGUCAAUGCCAGGUGACACUCUGAAGGAUUAG